AAUGUGACCAUUUGGUCUAAUACACUCCCUCACAUGUAUUACGUGUUCUUUUUAUUUUGAUAGCGCCAAACCGGAAGUGGAGUGUGUAUUUCCUUUCUGAUGUGACAGUGUGAGCCCGUGUCUCUUGGUUGAGAUGUCCUGUUAGCUAACAUCGCGGCGGACGCUUAUCGGUCAGCUGAGCUGCGUGUCAUGGCUCCUGUGUGGUGGUGAACAUGGACAACACCAUUAACUCUGAGUUCACAGGCAGGAUGUGUGACGGGACUCUGGACUACUUGUUGAGUCGGAGGCAGAUAAAGCGGAGGGACGGUGCUGAGGUGAGAUGGUGUCACGCAGUGAACAGCAGGAGCAGACUGCACGAGGCGGUGACAGGUCCCACACAUAUGAUUGAGGCAGACAUAAUCAUGAGAGGUCGUGACCCCAAAGAGCCAAUCAUGGCACACCCCCCUGACACAGACAGCGACAUCACACUGAAGGAGUGGCUGGAAGCAGUGAAAGAGCACCAGAUGGGAAUAAAACUCGACUUUAAGAGCCUGGAGGCAGUGUCUCCAUCUGUGGCUCUGCUGGAGAAAGUGCUGCCUGACCUGAGCUGUCCUUUGUGGAUCAAUGCAGAUAUUGUCUCUGGUCCUGGUGGACGGGCCACACCUCUUGACCCUCACGCAUUUCUUUCUGCCCUGACAACUCUCCCCACUCAAGCUGUGCUGUCCCUCGGCUGGACGACAGGAUGGACUGCUGGUACAGACAACCCAGGAUACAGCUGGGAUAUGGUGCAUGGGAUUGAGGAUAUAUGUAGAUCCCUGAAACAUCCAGUCACCUUCCCAGUACGUGCAGCUCUCCUGGCCCAGUCGUUCUCUCAGCUCACAUGGCUGCUGCAGCAGUCUGACAGGUACAGUCUAACUGUGUGGACCAGCCAGAGUGACAUAUUUUCACCACAGGACUUACUGCCCUACAGAAAAAACGUUGACAUCAGUAGGAUCUACUAUGACCUGCCUGACUGUCAAAGGACAGAGCUCAGCCUGACAGGAGGAGACAAUUUCUUAGAAUAACUUCACUGCAAACCAAGUUGUUUUCAGAAUUCUGACAGACGACUGAUGCCCCCAGGUGACUUAUUGCUAAUGUAACGUUGAUCUUCUGGUUAGUGGACAACCCGCUCUACUUCCUGAACCAGAGCUGCCUGUAGCAGUAGUGUUUCACUGUUGUAGUUGAUUUAAUGCCUUGAUACUUUUUAUCAAAGUGUUUCAAAUGUAGAUUUAUCAUACUUAACAUAUAUCAUUGAGCCCUAAACAAUGAGGUAAGUAAAUAAGUCCACCAAAUACUGUAUUUGUAUUGUAUCACAUCUGGUUAAUUCAGACUUAAGGAAUGCACUCAGAAUUUGAGUAGUUCAGAUAAUCCACUCACUAUACAUUGUAGUGAACAAUGACAAUGUAAAUGGUAUUUGUCCUCUAACUGGUGUCAGUGAGCUGGAGGUAAGUAUUAGCUUGGAUGAUCUGUGGUGAGCAAGGAUUGGUCAGAUGAUCUUCUAUCCAACUGUGAGGUUGAAGACAUUAGCAGAUGUUAACAGCAUUGUUUUUACAGUGUAUGGAUGUGAGAUGGAGCCUGGAACAAUCCUCUUUUAAUAAAAUAUUUACUCAA
Messenger RNA from Platichthys flesus (European flounder), 1629 nucleotides. RefSeq names its product family with sequence similarity 151 member B (gene fam151b). The transcript has 6 exons. The coding region runs from base 213 to 1043 and encodes 276 amino acids. NCBI's taxonomy places the organism in Eukaryota, Metazoa, Chordata, Actinopteri, Pleuronectiformes, Pleuronectidae. The record is from RefSeq and is a predicted model, not a curated record.